CCGGGGCAGGGCCCGGACUGGGAAGCAGAGCAGGGGCCUGGGCCGGGCUCCAGCCAAGAAGCCCCGCGGCGCGCAGCUCCCGUGCUGGGCAGGGCCUGGCGCUUUGAGUCUCGGCGCGAGGCUGCGGUGCAGGGCGCCAUGGCGCUGCGUGCGGCCGUGUUCGACCUGGACGGAGUGCUGGCGCUGCCCUCGAUCUUCAGCGCCUUCAGCAAGGCCGAUGAGGCCCUGGCGCUGCCCAGAGGCUUCCUGAAUGAAUCUUUCCAGGAAGGAGGCCCGGAUGGGUUCAGCGCCCGCCUCCUGAGAGGAGAGAUCACGCGUUCCCAGUGGGAGCCGCUCCUGGAAGGACACUGCAGGCAACGUUCCAAGGCCUCUGGACUCUGCCUGCCCGAGAAUUUCUCUAUACAUCAGAUCUUUGGCCAGGCGAUCUCAGCGAGGAAGAUCAACAACCCCAUGCUCCAGGCGGCUGUCACUCUCAAAAAGAAGGGAUUUAUCACCUGCAUCCUCACCAACAACUGGCUGGAUGACAGUGCCGAGAGAGGCGGCCUGGCCCAGAUGAUGUGUGAGCUGCACCCGCACUUUGACUUCCUGAUAGAGUCGUGUCAAAUCAGAAUGCUCAAGCCAGAGCCUCAGAUCUACAAGUUUGUGCUGGACACGCUGAAGGUCAGCCCCAGUGAGGUUGUUUUCUUAGAUGACUUCGGGAGUAAUCUGAAGCCGGCCCGUGACUUGGGAAUGGUCACCAUCCUUGCCCGUGACACCGACACAGCCCUGGGAGAACUGGAGAAAGUAACCGGGGUGCAGCUUCUCCAUGCUGCAGCCCCUCUGCCAACCGCCUGCAAUCUGAGUGACGUGAGCCAUGGGUACGUGCCUAUAAAGCCGGGGGUCCACCUGCAUUUUGUGGAGCAGGGCUCAGGCCCUGCAGUGUGCCUCUGCCAUGGGUUUCCUGAGAGCUGGUUCUCCUGGAGGUACCAGAUCCCUGCUCUGGCCCAGGCGGGCUACCGGGUCCUGGCUGUGGACAUGAAGGGCUAUGGAGCGUCGUCUGCCCCUCCCGAAAUAGAAGAAUAUUCCAUGGAGGUGUUAUGCAAGGAUAUGGUGACCUUCCUGGAUCACUUGGGCAUCCUGCAAGCCGUGUUCAUCGGCCAUGACUGGGGUGGCAUGCUGGUGUGGAGCAUGGCCCUCUUCCACCCAGAGAGAGUGAGGGCAGUGGCCAGUUUGAACACUCCCUUCAUACCUGCAGAUCCCAACGUGCCCGCCAUGGAGAGAAUCAAAGCCAACCCCGUGUUUGACUACCAACUCUACUUCCAAGAGCCAGGAGUGGCUGAAGCUGAACUGGAACAGAACCUGAGUCGGACUUUGAAAAGCUUCUUCAGAGCAAGUGACGAGGGUUUUCUCACCGUGCAUAAAGUCCGUGAGAUGGGAGGACUCUUUGUGAAGACCCCAGAAAAUCCGAGCCUGAGCAGGAUCGUCACCGAGGAGGAAAUCCAGUUCUACGUGCAGCAGUUCAAGAAGUCUGGUUUCAGGGGCCCCCUGAACUGGUACCGAAACAUAGAGAGGAACUGGCAGUGGGGCUGCAAGGGCGCCGGGCGGAAGAUCCUGAUUCCGGCCCUGAUGGUCACGGCGGAGAAGGACCCCGUUCUUGUUCCUCAGAUGUCCAAGCACAUGGAGGAGUGGAUCCCACACCUGAAAAGGGGGCACAUUAAGGACUGUGGACACUGGACACAGAUGGAAAAGCCCUCCGAGGUGAACCAGAUCCUCACUGAGUGGCUGGACACGGAUGUCAGGAGCCCGCAGGUGGUCUCAAAGAUGUAGGGCUUGUGCCGGCACCAGCAGCACCCGCGCUUCCGUCGCUGGGACUCUGCCCUUGCUACCCCAGCGUGGCCCUACACGCACCUCCUGUAAGCAGCGGCACUGUCCUGAACAGGCUUGCCGCGAAGAGGGGGUUUCUUUAACUGAACUCAAUCCCAUGUGAUGAAUUCAAGUACGAUUAAUUCUGGGUAUAAAUGGGUCGCUGCUUUUUCCCUGAGGACAGUCAGUGUGUCCUGGCUGGGGACAGAAUGUAGCUGCCGGGUGGUGGUUUCUUGUUGACAGAUGGAAGCAUCUCAGUGGAGAUGGAAAGCCUCCAUAAAGCUCACUCAACUGUG
This is a messenger RNA of Lepus europaeus (European hare), 2138 nucleotides long. Its product is annotated as bifunctional epoxide hydrolase 2-like. The transcript is spliced from 19 exons. Gene Ontology annotation, molecular function: lipid phosphatase activity; magnesium ion binding. Bases 139 to 1806 code for a protein of 555 amino acids. Gene Ontology annotation, cellular component: peroxisome. Lineage: Eukaryota; Metazoa; Chordata; Mammalia; Lagomorpha; Leporidae. Gene Ontology annotation, biological process: phospholipid dephosphorylation; cholesterol homeostasis. The record is from RefSeq and is a predicted model, not a curated record.